AUGGCAACAGACUUCUACACGCAGCAUGUUGGAGCUACUCUGAGGCCCCAGGCUGACAAGGUCCGGGCCAUCUUCGAUACUGCGAACGGAUGGGAAGUCUGGGCGCAGGUCGAACUGGCACUGCAGAUGAGGCAGACUAUGCAGGGCUACGACCAGUUCGGGCUGCAAUUCGGAAGCUUCGAGCGCGAGCGAGCGAUGUACGAGGGCAGCCAGCAGCGCUGCGACUUCUCAUCCUCCUUUACUGAUCACAACGGACACCCCCACUACCACUUCGUCGAGUUGAAGUGCCUGAGCAAAGGGAAGCUCGAUUACUUUGUGGGCGAAGUCAAGAAGGAUUUUCAGAAAGUUAUGGGCGCGGAUAUCAGGCAGUCGUGGGCCACCAACGCAUGGUACGCCGCAGGCUGGGUUGUCGCCAUCACUGUCGAUCCGGGACGACGGGGCGGGGUGGACGCGCGGAUGCAGCAGCUCGCACAGGAAAUGAAUAUCCAGUGGCUUAACAGCGGCUUGACAAGAAUCACAGAUGACAUUCAAGUCUGGACUUGGACUCGACAAAUUGUUCAGAACGGCCAGCCUGUAUGA
This is a messenger RNA of Thyridium curvatum, 579 nucleotides long. RefSeq lists its product as uncharacterized. The record is from RefSeq and is a predicted model, not a curated record. The transcript has a single exon. Lineage: Eukaryota; Fungi; Ascomycota; Sordariomycetes; Thyridiales; Thyridiaceae. The coding region runs from base 1 to 579 and encodes 192 amino acids.